This is a messenger RNA of Eublepharis macularius, 2034 nucleotides long. RefSeq names its product zinc finger and SCAN domain-containing protein 23-like. The transcript is spliced from 4 exons. Gene Ontology annotation, biological process: regulation of transcription by RNA polymerase II. Gene Ontology annotation, molecular function: RNA polymerase II cis-regulatory region sequence-specific DNA binding; DNA-binding transcription factor activity, RNA polymerase II-specific. The record is from RefSeq and is a predicted model, not a curated record. NCBI's taxonomy places the organism in Eukaryota, Metazoa, Chordata, Lepidosauria, Squamata, Eublepharidae. The coding region runs from base 247 to 1770 and encodes 507 amino acids.
GUGCAUUUGAGGGAGUACGCCUAUCCUGCCCAGAGGUGCAAUGCAAAAGACACAGUAAUUCGAAUGUUUGUGAAGAUUCUAAAGCAUCACCUCAGCUCAGCCAGUUGAUGCCUGUGGCUUCGUUGCAGCCUCCAUAGCUACAAAAUUCCUUCCCACAGUUAGAUGUAUAGAAUAUUUUGCCCACUUUGCACGACUUCUGUCUGCUGAAUUUUCAUUCGAAUUCAAGAACUGAAGCUAGGAAUAAAAAUGGAAAAGCAGGAUCCAGCAGGACCCAAGUCUGGAGGGAAACUGGAAGGCAGAGGAAGAGACUCCGAUGUUGUCCAGGGGGAAACCAUCCAGGAGUUUCUAACUGGGGCAGCCCCGCAACGAAUCAAACAAGAACCAGAUGAAGGACUAGAGCAACGUUGGGAAGCUCAGUGGCAGGCGUUCUUGAAGAUGGUGACGUCCCCCCAUCCAGAAUGGAGACACUCCCAGUUUCCCUGUUCUAUUUCUGAGGCAAAUUUGAAGUUGAUUCAGGCCGCCAUCAAAGGAGCAGCAGAUGCCAGCCAGUGGCCUAGAGGGGAAUGGUUGACUCAGACGCUGCCGGACCUCCUUGGCGAAGCACAGCAGUCUUGCAGAAACCUGGAUUCUUCUCAGACGUUGAAGGUUGAGAUUCUGGAUGACGAGGACACCUUCAGCUUGGAGAUGCGGCGUCAGCGCUUCAGGCAGUUCUCCUACCACGAGGCUGAGGGCCCCCGAGAGAUUUGCCGGCAGCUCCAAGAACUUUGCCAUCAGUGGCUGAGCCCUCAGAAACACACCAAGGAGAAGAUCCUUGAGCUGCUGAUUCUGGAGCAAUUUCUGACUAUCCUUCCCUGGGAAAUGCAGAGCUGGGUCCGGGAACGUGGCCCCGAGACCUGCGCAGAGGCUGUGGUCCUGGCAGAGGAUUUCCUCCUGAUGCUACAAGAGCCUGAGAGACAGAAGCCAAAGACUCCUGGCCUGUUGGAUGAAGCAUUUAUUAGCAUCCCCAAAUCUGAGCAAGAUUCCGCAGAUGCUAUACAGAUACCACUAUCUAUGGAAACCAGCUUGCUGGGAGACAAUGAUCAAGUUCCGGAGAAUGAAGAGGAUACUUUUCGUCUGCAAAAGUCCGAGAGUGAAGAAAUGUGUGUCAAUGGAAUAUCCUUGGAAAGAGCCAAGGGGAAAUUUUUCCAGGGUCCUGAGUCAGAAGAAAUUCCUGGAAGUCAGGAGGGACCUGAAAGGCACCAGGAAAGCUACUUGUGGAAGAUGGCUGAACAAGCCCUCCUGUGUGAAGAUGUUGACCGUAGCUUCCAUGAAAGCCCCUUCCAAGACAGGACUGAAAAAUGUCAGAGAACUGGCACCAGUGCUGACUUUGAGAAGAGCCUCCAUCAGAGCUUGGACCUUCUCAAGAACCAGAAAAAGCGGGUGAGGAAAUUUAAGUGCUCCUAUUGUGGCGCAACCUCCAAUAUCAGAGCAAACAUUGUGGUACAUGAGAGGAUUCAUACAGGGGAGAAGCCUUACUCCUGUUUAACCUGUGGCAAAAGCUUCAGUCGGAAAUCAACCCUCGUCCGACACAAGAGGACACACACAGGGGAGAAGCCGUAUGAAUGCUCAGUCUGCGGGAAAAGCUUCAGCAUUCGGUGUAACCUCUUGCGGCAUGAAAGGGUCCACACGGGUGAGAAACCCUAUCAUUGUACAUAUUGUGGACAGAACUUCAGUCGGAGACUUUUGCUUGUUAUACAUGAGAGGACCCACACAGGAGAAAAAACCAUAUAAAUGCUCACAAUAUGGGAGGGGUUUCAUUGUGGAAGUCCACUUGGAAGAAACAGACAUGACAUUUGGCCCAAGUCUUUGGAACUGCGUUUGCUAGCCUUGGAUCCUUUUCUCCAUCUUUCCUCCUUCCAUCAUUUUCCCUAUUGUCAAUGUUUCGAUUGUAAGUUCCUUGGGGCAGAGACUGGUCUUAGUUUUAUUUUUGCUUGCAUUCUUUUGAUAUACCAUCUUGUAAAUAAUAAUUAAUGCUCCAAUUUUGGAGACACUUCA